Molecule: messenger RNA, 916 nt
Organism: Staurois parvus
Lineage: Eukaryota; Metazoa; Chordata; Amphibia; Anura; Ranidae
Source: the annotation of a GenBank genome assembly
AUGUGCAAUGUACAGCAGGCAGAAGUGGCCCCCAGGCCGGGCCCCUCGGUGUGCAGGAGCCUGUUUGGACCGGUGGAUCAUGCCGAGCUGAGCCGGGAGUUGUACAGCAGGCUGCGGGAGAUGGAGGAGGAGAGCAGCCGCAGGUGGGACUUUGACUUCCAGAGGGGGGUGCCCCUACCCAGCAGCCGUUAUGUCUGGGAGGAGAGUGGGGAGGACUCGGUGCCAGCCGUCUACAGGGCACCCCACAGGGUGAGGAGCACCAGCAGCACCCUACAUGGCCCUGGUGUCACCCACACUUGCACCCAGUUCCAGCACCCAGCCUGACCCUAAUGCCAGCCGAUUGUGCCAAGCUGGCCAGCCUGACCCUAAUGACAGCCGAUGGUGCCAAGCUGCCCCUACUGCCCAGCCUGAGCCUAAUGCCAGCCGAUUGUGCCAAGCUGGCCAGCCUGACCCUAAUGCCAGCCAAUGGUGCCAAGCUGCCCCUGCUGCCCAGCCUCACCCUAAUGCCAGCCAAUGGUGCCAGGUGAUCCCCAGUACCAACAUCAACAGCACCCAGCCGACCCCCAGUACCAACAUCAACAGCACCCAGCCGACCCCCAGUACCAACAUCAACAGCACCCAGCCGGCCCCCAGUACCAACAUCAACAGCACCCAGCCGGCCCCCAGUGCCAGCAUUGAACUUGCCAACAGUACCCAACCUGCAACCAUUGCCCCAAGUGCCAGCAUUGAACCCAACAGGACCCAGCCUGCACUCAGUCCCAGCAGUGGACCCUGCAAGAGGAGCCACCCUGUGUCUCAUAUUACAGGUUUCUUUCCAGUGAAGAAGAAGUCAAAAGUUGUGCCGGCACUUUGUGACAAGUUACAUUCGAGGUCUCCCAUCCUGACAGAGCACACGCCGCGCAAGAUGCUCCGAUGA